AUGAUGUUUAUUGACGAGAAUAUGAAGCUGGCAAAAUCGUCACCUGACCAAACGUUUUGCAGCCCCAAAAACGCUCAGCUAAAAGCCAUUUUGGACAAGGCACUUGCAUGCGCAGCCAUACACGAAGAACUGCACAAAACUCUGCUUAGCAAGAUAGAUAUAAUUGUAGAACACUCAAUUGCACUUCAAGAACAGAACAGCACUCUUACUGAGGAGCUCUGCAUUGCAAAUGAGCAUGUAGAGUUCCUACACAACCAACUACAGCUUCAGGUACAAGUACCUGGUGCUUCAACCUUCACUACUACCACUCUCCCACCUACAGAGAUUGCUCCUGUUGAGAAUUUCUUAGCUGAAACCUCUGCCCAUGGUCCUGUCACCAUCUCCACACCCUCACCCACCACAUUUUUGGCUGCUGCCAAGAAGGCAAUAGGAAAGAGAUCCAGCCAGACCAAGCUCACCACUGCUCAAGCUACCCAUGCCCUGCAACCUGAAAGUGGACCAUCUGCAUAUGCAUUUGUAUACCUGCCCUGCCACCACCACCUCAAGUACUCCCAAAAUGCAGCACUCUCUCCCUCUGUGCAUAACGACUUCAAGGACAAGAUUACCCAGCUCUUCGCAGACAUUGGCGUGUCUAUGAAGACAGAUUUUGAUCCCUUGGACCAUCAGAUCAUUGCUGACCUGGCACAUGCCCACAAACCCGUGCAGGACUGCCAACAGCUUGCAUACAAGCUACACCACCAACAUCUUCUUGCUCUCUGUCUUUGCCUCCCUGCCCCACUGGACAAAAGUGUCAUGAGGCACUUUUGUACAGUGGAAAGUAGCUCUAUUCGCCUCCCUUUAGUCUGCCUUGAGCAGUAUCUGGAAGAUCAAAACCUUCCAUCUGGCCCCCAAGCCAGUGCCAUUGACACUGCUACUGCCAUGUUCUCUUGGGUCGCCACGAUGCUAAAAUGCGCAAGGCUUAGACAAACCCACAAUAAAAAAUAUUUUCACCUCUCACCUGUCCACCCUUAUUACCAAAUAUCUCUUUUGCAUAAAGAAUACAGACACACAAAGUUGGUGCCAAACGCAGAAUUAACUGAAAAUAACCCUCCCAUCACAAACCAUUCACUAACACACCAGAACAACCUGUUCAACAACAUACAAAUGGCCUUAAUACGCUUAGAAACCGUGCCAUGGGCCCAAGAACAAAGCAUAUUGUACACAAUCUUUAAGUUUACUGCUACAGAAAUCGACACCUGCAACAUCCCUGGAGACCAACUUGCUACCUGA
Messenger RNA from Phycomyces blakesleeanus NRRL 1555(-), 1269 nucleotides. RefSeq lists its product as hypothetical. The transcript has 4 exons. Lineage: Eukaryota; Fungi; Mucoromycota; Mucoromycetes; Mucorales; Phycomycetaceae. The record is from RefSeq and is a predicted model, not a curated record. Bases 1 to 1269 code for a protein of 422 amino acids.